This is a messenger RNA of Chenopodium quinoa (quinoa), 703 nucleotides long. RefSeq names its product protein PROTON GRADIENT REGULATION 5, chloroplastic-like. Gene Ontology annotation, molecular function: electron transfer activity. Gene Ontology annotation, biological process: response to high light intensity; photosynthetic electron transport in photosystem I. The record is from RefSeq and is a predicted model, not a curated record. Lineage: Eukaryota; Viridiplantae; Streptophyta; Magnoliopsida; Caryophyllales; Amaranthaceae. Gene Ontology annotation, cellular component: chloroplast. The transcript has 2 exons. Bases 182 to 547 code for a protein of 121 amino acids.
AUCACACCAAAGGCUCUCAUUUUUACACCUAAAACAUCACCCCUUCAUACACUACAAAACCAAACCCAAAGUAACACCUUGGUUUUUCAAAAGAAUCUAAACAAAGAAUUUCCUAGACCACAACACAACAUUAACUUCCUCUUUUUUAUUUGUGUGUUAGAGCGUAACUUGGGCAAAGGAAAUGGCAAUGGCAACUUCUACAAUCCCCGGGACCGGGUUCAAAGUACCUUCAUUCGCCUCCGGUGAGAAUUACGCCAUGCUAAUGAAAUCGGUCUCGGUUCAAGCUCUAGUCCCCAGCCGGCCAACCCGAGCUCAGCCCAUGAUGAAGAAUGUUAAUGAAGGGAAAGGUAUUUUUGCUCCUCUUGUGGUUGUGACUAGGAACAUAGUUGGCAAGAAGAGGUUCAAUCAACUUAGAGGCAAAGCUAUUGCUCUUCAUUCACAGGUUAUCACAGAGUUUUGCAAGUCAAUAGGAGCAGAUUCCAAGCAAAGACAAGGUUUAAUUCGAUUGGCAAAGAAGAAUGGAGAAAGAUUGGGAUUUCUUGCAUGAUUAUAUUGAAGAUUGUAUCAACCUUUGUAAUGAAAAUUUGUUUAGAUAUUGUCAUUUGGGCAUGUUGAGACCUUUGUGUAAAAGCUUAUAUACAUUUCAUGGUAUAGAUGUAUUUUGUAGAAUUAAUAGUUGGAAUUUUUAUAUUGCUUUUGCCAA